Molecule: messenger RNA, 3941 nt
Organism: Dermacentor silvarum
Lineage: Eukaryota; Metazoa; Arthropoda; Arachnida; Ixodida; Ixodidae
Exons: 12
Coding region: 153-1736 (527 amino acids)
Biological process (GO): protein modification by small protein removal
Molecular function (GO): peptidase activity
Source: RefSeq, a predicted model, not a curated record
AGCAUGGUUCCUGUGGACAGGUACCCACUCCGAUCUGCAACAUCAUCGACAGUCGGAAAUGUCGUUGUGCUGCUCGUUUCUCCACCGUGCGAUCUGUGCCGUUUAGCGUGCCCAUAGUUCUUAAACGACAGUGUGCGCUCGCUGAGACCGCCAUGAGCGCCGGAGACUUGGAGAACGCUUCGCACAUCGAAGCCGAAACAAGUUUCGAAGUGCAGCUCUACAUUUACGACCUCUCCAAGGGACUUGCCAAGACGCUUUCGCCCAUGCUCAUAGGGAAGCAGCUGCCCGGUAUAUGGCAUACAAGUAUCGUGGCUUACGGCAGGGAGUACUUCUUCGGUUCGAUGGGUAUCGAAAGUUGCGGAGUGGGGGAGACCAUCCUCAAAGAACCAGACCAGAUUCUGAGCCUGGGUCGCACCGAGCUCCCGUACAGCUUGUUCCUGGAGUACAUCUUUGCCCUCGGUGAAUCCGGGUACAAGCCGCAUACUUAUGAUCUGUUUCGUCACAACUGCAACAACUUUACACAAGAGGUGGCUGUGUUCCUCACAGGGAAGUCCAUCCCCCAGGAAAUUCUGGACCUCCCUGAUGAGUUUCUGAGCACGCCUCUGGGCGGCACGCUGCAGACUUACUUUGAGAACCUCUCACUUCGAGGGGAAACAGCGCGGGGCCUGAGCUUUGGUGGCGGAGCGCCGACGGACUUCAUUCCCUUCAACCCCGUAGAUCCGUGGAACCAAAGAACUAGGAGUUCCACAUCGCCCCCUGAACAAGCGAGGCAACCAGCACCACCUCUGGCUCAAAACAUGUCUUCGGAGACGGCAACAGAACCGGCUACAGAGGAAGCCACAAGGCCUGCUUCAGAUACAGCAGCAGCUGACAGCAACGGCGAGAUUGAAGACCGGCCAGCACCUGUCCGAAAGUCUCGGCGAUACAGUGACCCACCUGUGUUCUACCCACAAGUCGACGGUGCUGCUGCAUUGAAAGAACUGGAGGGUCACCUGGAGAGCGUCAUCAAUGACCAGGAGCGGUCAGCGCUCAGAGAGUUGCACGAAUACCUCGUCACGGACAAUGGAGCAUGGGCCCUCGGAACGCCGCAGCUCGACCUGUUCAACAAGCUGCUGACUGACCCUGGCCUGUCAUCGGCUGUGCGACUGUCGCUGCUGCGGGUGCUUCAGGCAGCAGCACUCAAGGAGGACGUCAUCCUGUUCCUGCAUCAGGACCGUAAGAGCCACUGCAUUAUGAGCUACGUGUACCGCAUCGAGAGCCUGUCCCCCGAGGAGCAGGACGAAGUGCUGAAACUGCUCUGCAACCUGUGCAGCAAUGUCAGCAGCUACGACUGGCUGCUCUACAUUUCCGAGUGGAGCGAGGAGGGUGGCCAGUCGUGCAACAAUGCCAAGGCCACUGUGCGCGCCGUUGUCCACGGCCUCCUCUGCGACAGGCCUGAGGCGCAGGAGCGCAGCGCUGCCCUCAUGUUCAACCUCUCCCUCAAAGAGCUUUUUGAUGACACAGCAACAGAGCUGUCCACAGCCGUCCUCCAGUACCUGCAUGGAGACAUCAAGGAGGAACAAGCUUUCUACUGCUUAACGGCGCUUCUACGGUUUCUACAGAUCAGCUACAAUGAUGUACCCGCCUUAGUAAAAAUGCUUGGUCCAGACCUGCAGAAGUUUUCCGGUGCUUCGGAACGGGUCAAGAAGCUUGUUGACGAGAUUGGUCUCAAGCUCUCGGUGUCAAUAUCGGCGUGACGGCACUGAGGCAUCUGUGUGAAGUGUACUGUCACCCACAGAAGUUUUCAAAAGCUGGGGUUCGCGGAAGAACUUGAAAUAUCAUCCCAGGUGUUCUGUAAUCGAAGGGUGCAGUCAUGCAAUUCUGGUUGUGACCACAACAAUGCCACCAGACAAUCUGCAAGAUUCCGUAAGUUGGCUGCCCUGCAGAGCUGCUCUUUUAAAUAAGUAGUGACACAUAUCUUCGAAAUUUUGGAAACUUCCACACUUCUCGCAUUUAAUUACUUAGCAAGUACAAAUAUUGGGAAACACUCAGGUAUCUUAAUUUGAUACUACUAAAGUUGGUCUUGAAAUGCUGGACCUAUUGUUGUGGCGUCAUGAUAGGGAGUAAAAUUCGCUGACACUAGGUAACAAUGAGGCUAGGUGUCAUGAUGUUUUUCAUUAAAAAAAAAAUAACAAGCAUGCUGUGCAUGUUUCUUCUGACUGCACAUGCAUCUGGCAGUCACAGCGAUCACAGGAAUGGAGCGUUUCAGCAUAUCGUGACAUCACAAUGCAUCUAACUUUUGGGUAGAUGGGUACCUUCUAAGUACCUUCUGGGUACCAAAACUAGUUAGUGGAAACAAGUAUUCAUGUAAAUUGUCUAGGGGGCUCUGUCACUUGCCACUAUUUCCACUAGGAUUUAGAGGGUUUGGAACUUCACCAAAUGCAAAAAGAAAAAACAUUGAAAGCAUUGUGUCAGUACUCCUCUGAAGGCACUUGUCCACAGACUGGAUUUGUACCCAAUCUUUGGUUCCCUCAUGGGCAAAGUGAAAAUGGAAAGAUGCCAGCGAAUUAUUGCGUAGCUAGAAUGUGCCUUGUUUUACAUUCAUUUUACUUUUACACGCAUUAGUUCAGAAAUUUGGUGAAAUCGCAGUUUUAAUUUCUGCCACCUGUUCUCUGUUGUAAGGGUGUGGUAGACCUCCGUGCAAGAACUCUCACAUGUUGUGCAACCUUUCAUACGUGCAGUGACAUUUCUGGUGUCUAACUGGUGGAACAACUAUCGUGUCGUGGAGUAUGUAGAUGCUAAUGACAUCUUGCUUUCAGAAUACUGUCGCACCUUGAUAUAAUGAAUUAUCAUAUUUAAGGAAGUAAAUCUAAACCCUUUCUUGCAAGUAUCAACAUGUAGUGGAUAUAAGCUUAUAAGGAAUAUUGGAUUUAACAAAAGUAGUUUUGUGUCAAAUGCAACUUCAUUAUACCUGUGUUGUUAAAUAUCGGACCUCUGUCGAUGCGUUUGUUAGCAGUUUUCCGGCCAGGGCAGCCGACUGCACAAAAUUUUGCCAAAUACCAAUCUAGUGCUGUGCCCCCAAGUUGCGAGAUCUUUUUCCGGGGCCCCACGUACUGCAGUUGUCUCGUUUCUUCCUAAUGCAAACUUGAAAGGAAGCUUGUUUGAAGUGGCUGCUCAGCUUGUUCAAAUUCUAUGGCUGCUAUUGUUCCAAUAUGGCCUCGCAGCGUAAAAACAGUGCAAGCGAUGCUUGUCUCAGGUAUUUGGUUUUGUUAUCCAUUGGCAAAGCACAUCAGGUCUGUAUUUGUAGCUGCGGCUGCUACUGGUUAAAUGUGCCUUUUCGCAAUAUUUUUUAAAGUGAAGUAGUGUUACAAGACAUUUCAACAACUGUUUUGUAUUAAUCGCGCUUGCUCUGAGGAAGUCAUUUUAUGUAUUUGUCUUUUGGUGCUCUUUUUUUUAUAUACAUUUUUUUUAUAUCCUGGAAGAAUGAUGUUAACGAACAAUGUUAGUAGCAUUUUCUACUUACGAUGGUUGUGUUGUAUUUCGCCCUGUGUAUAAGGUUCUACAAUUUCCCUGAAUUGUACUAAGCGCAUCUUUUUUGCAAAUAGGAUUGCUCCGGUAACGGUUGCAUGAUCUGACACAUAAAUACUCGUUGCAAAGUGAUAUUUUUAGCACAACAUUUUGGGGGAAAAUGUAGCAAUAUUCCUGAGCACAUGCAAGUUUUGAAACCUGUGCUGUUAGGAGCAAUAAGGUAUUACGAUUUUAUAGUUAUUGACACUAUACGUUGUGUUAGGAUUGCGACAGGCAGCUAGUUAUUCUUGCAUAUUUGGCUGCACAUGUCUUUUAUUGUAUAUGCACAAUUACUCGGGUGACUAACCCUUUAUGCUGGACAAGAUAUAUAUAUGUGGCACUUGUUUGGUGGAAUAAAAAAAAGCUUGUUUAUAAGUUUCCUUGUUAUGUGUGUA